This is a messenger RNA of Neurospora crassa OR74A, 1461 nucleotides long. RefSeq lists its product as hypothetical. The transcript has 3 exons. Lineage: Eukaryota; Fungi; Ascomycota; Sordariomycetes; Sordariales; Sordariaceae. The record is from RefSeq and is a predicted model, not a curated record. Bases 799 to 1461 code for a protein of 220 amino acids.
GCGGAAUGCAGAGCCCUUCCAUAAAGCUUGGAUUCGACACAUGACGCUAUAGCCAGACACGCUCACACGAGUCUCUACCGCUCCCUACUUUUACACCUACACCCCCCGGCCGGCACUGGCACCUUCCAUCUCCCAUCCCGCCUUUGUCCCGUCUUACACCUCUACCUCGAGGCACGUCGACAUCCAGGGAGCUACCUCUAUCUUUCCUCCUAUCCAGAUAGCCGCAAUCAACCUUUUCGCAUACCUCAUCACGGGCAGAGCUAGUCUGCUCGUACAACCUAUCCCUGCGCAUUCCAUACCUAAAAUCAGGCGAGAUUCCAUCCAAUAUCCGGAUCUCUUCCCGAUAGCCCACCUGGAUCUGGACACCGAGACUCAUCUCCUCCGACCGCGACGACUCUUCACAUCUUUGUAGCAGCAGCCUUCAGCCUUGCCAACUAUCCGCGCGCCACCCAGUCCAGGCAAACAUCGUCGUCACCACAUCCAGCACUUGCGGGUUUGCUCAAAUCCCACCCUUUUAGCUUCCCUUUCCUGGUCACGACCCGGCCGAAUACACUCGCCAAACUCCACGCUGGCGGCGUUGUUUCCAACCCCUAUCGCCUGAAAGCUGCGUGAACGGACCCUUCACGCCAGCUUCUCCCCGAACAUCUUGCCAUCCCUCAUCCACCUCUGAUGCUGGUUGAAGCCAGAUAACCCUUGCUGGCCUUCCAUCGAGGCCGAUCAGUCGCCCGGAUAAUAGGCUUUGGACUCGUUAACCCUUGGCCCCAUUAUUGUGCCCCCCCAACCAGCACCAUCAUCGCGAUGGCAAAAAGCCUUUCCGACAUGGUGGAGCUGAUAUCCUCACCCACGGCCGUGAAGAGCCUCGACUCGGAUGUGUCACCUAGGACCCAGAACUCAUCGAAGCCCAAGGACUAUUUCUCGCCGCAACCAAGGGCCCAUUCCAGCGACUCCGAAAACCAGACGCCCGCGGCCGAUUACCGAGCAGCAACCACAUCCCCUACGAGUGGGACCAGCGCCUCGAGGCGCGUCAGCAUCGUCUCCCCUCUUUCCUUGGCCGAUAGCUUUCAGGAUGAGUCUCGGCGGACGUCACAGAGCGGCGGAAGCAGUAGCGAACGCCCUCCUGUCGGAUCUAGAAAAUCCUCCGCCGUAUCCAUAUCCUUCCAGGCUCCACGCCAUCCCGCACUGCCGCAAGGCAAGCCCCGAAAGACCGACAACAGACGGCUGCGUGCGUCAUCGCCUUCCCCUGUGAGCUUGCCCCAUGGCCUCCCCCAUCCCGUGGACCCUGUCAUGGCUCGUUCUCCCCUUUUCAGCGAUGGACAAUCGGCACCUCAGUUGGCCGUGCUUCGCAAAGAGUCAAUUGUCGUGGCAGCAUUGGAGUAUGUCACAAGCGCAACAAAACGAGCCCGACUAGGUGUCGUCUAUGCAGUCGACAUGUUGCGCCGCAUUGGGGAUUGUCUGGGCUGA